UUGUGCACGAACACCGCCGGGCGAUGCGGACGUCGGCAACGACCUACUCGAACGGGACGGCGUCGUCCGCGACCGAGUUCAGCGUCCAGACGUUGCUCCAUGCAGGCCUCGAUGAGAAUGUGUCGGUGCCCCUACAGCUCGCGUUUAUCUUGGCUGUGACGUUGUUUGUCCUCGGGUUUCAGUUCAUCCUCGAGUCCGUGGAAGCUGUCAUUGAGCGGCAUCCGACGUACUGGACGCUUCUCAACAAGAUGUACCGCGAAGUCCUCAUGGGGGGUCUCACCGAGUUCGUGUCGCGGCGUAUUGAUCAAUGGGACGUGCUGUCCCAGUACAGCCAAGCCAAGCUGAACCUGAGCGACUCGAUGGUGCUGUACUUUUCGCUGUCGAUCGCAAUUCAAUCGGCACUCAUGUUUAUGAUGCUACGUCGGCGCAACCGCAAGGUGGACGCGCUGUCGGUGCUCGGGGCCCGGGACCUCCUCGAGUACAUGAACGCGGACCCUGUUCGGGCAGCGUCGAGGCUGUCGCAGUCGGCGAUCAAGACCAAAAUCCUCCAACACUUCUUCCUGACCACGUUUGGCCUACCCGAUUUAUUUUCGUUCCCCAAGUACCUCCGGUCGAUCCAGGACACGGAGAUCUUUUCGCUCUUUGACAUUGAAAUCAUCGAGUGGCUGCUCCUCGUCGCCGUGUACACGUUUUUCUUUUGGAUGGCCGACUUUUUCGAAGUCACGCGGUUCAUUCCGGAAACCGCGACGGACGUGACGAUCGAGGCCGGCGUCGGGCUCGCCAACGCCGAGCGCAUUCAGGCUAGCCGCGUCGUGAUCCUGCUCUUCUUUGUGCUGGUGCUGUCGUUGUCGCUGCUUUCGCUCUACUACUUCAUUCGCCACCGCGUGCACCAGAUCGUGGUCCACGCGGGAGGUCACCGCGAGUCGUACGUGGAAGCACUGACAGAGAUCGCCGCGAUCGAAGACAUUCGCCUCGCGACGCCCAUCUCGAACAAUCAAGCGAUUGCCAUGAUGGCGACGCUCGCGGAAUCCCUCUCGGACGUCGAAGAUCACUCGAGCAUUUGGGACUUGAUCAUGUCUGGCCUUCGGUACGUCGCGGGCCGGUCGCACCAAGCCAAAGCGAACGCGUUGCCGAGUCGAGAUCUCCACCUCCGCUUCUUCAGCCGAAAAGCAAUUCACGUGUUUGCCAAGAUCCUGCUCUCGUUCAACGCCAUGUACUUUGCCUUGAUCUGGGCGACAUUCAAUGCCAGCAUCGGUCCGGUCAUUUCGUCCGGCUAUGCCGUGUGGUACCCUCCCGCGCUGGUCGGGAUCAUGGCCGUCCUCGUGUUCAACAUGAUGUUCUUCGCACCGCGCCUCGUGCGCCAACUCGCCCUCGUCAACGCGACUGUCCGCAUCAACCCGAACGAGCUCAAGGCCGUGAUCGAACACUACUCGGACGUGUUGGAAAUGCAGGGCAAGAUGGCCGAGGCGAUUGCGGCAUUCUGCGACGCCAACCUCAAAGACAUGUCAGAUUUUGAAGCGGACGUCAUGGCGCUUGACGCCGACCAGACCCAAGUUGUCGAAGUCGAAGCGCUGCGCAGUCUCAUCAAGCGGUACGGGUUCCGCUUUUCCAAAAACAAGUUUCAAACGUUCGUGCGGCUGCAAUUCCACACUCGGGGCACAAAAGUCCCAUACGUGGAGUUUACGACGCUCCUUGCGAGCUUGCUGCGGCAAAUCCAGCGCGACGAUGUGGAGCGUGGCAGCAGCGACGACGACGACGUGAUGCAUCCCGAUUUGCACCACUCAAAUCAACUGCAUGACGAGGCUGUGGACAAUGCCGCCAUCGCGGCCACGGCCUCGCUCCAUGAAGCCAUCGGCUUGUCGACCAAGAAGCGAGACAUGCCCCUUCGGCAAGCCAGCAGCGGUAGCUUUCGACGGCCGACACCGCUGCUCCUUCACACUCUCUCGGCUUACCAGCGCGUGAACGCCGAGGACGACGCGACCGAAGAAGCGGCGGCAUAUGCAUCCAUCCACACCCCCGGUCGGGCUGCACCUACCGCGGCACCGACGUCAUCCAACGGUCCAUCGUCCACACCGCCGCAUUAAGGCAAAUCAUGAAAACAAGUAAUCGACGAAUUUUCGCAUUGGGGA
Aphanomyces invadans is the source of this 2129-nucleotide messenger RNA. RefSeq lists its product as hypothetical. The transcript has a single exon. Lineage: Eukaryota; Oomycota; Saprolegniomycetes; Saprolegniales; Verrucalvaceae. The coding region runs from base 24 to 2084 and encodes 686 amino acids. The record is from RefSeq and is a predicted model, not a curated record.